Exophiala spinifera is the source of this 444-nucleotide messenger RNA. RefSeq lists its product as uncharacterized. The transcript has 2 exons. NCBI's taxonomy places the organism in Eukaryota, Fungi, Ascomycota, Eurotiomycetes, Chaetothyriales, Herpotrichiellaceae. Bases 1 to 444 code for a protein of 147 amino acids. The record is from RefSeq and is a predicted model, not a curated record.
AUGCCUCUCUGGAGAAUCUUUUCCCACCCUCAGACGUUCACACUCGACCAACGCAAAACCCUCGCCAAAAAGGUCACUGACCUAUACGUCUCCAUUGGCCUACCUGCAUUCUACGUCAAUGUCAUCUUCAUAGACGUCGACGAAAAAGCCACUUUCGUCGGUGGUGAGCAAAAGUCCAACUUUGUCAGGAUCGCCAUCGAGCAAAUCGCCAGGACCAUGGCCUCGCAAGAGACCGAACAAGGCCGACAGCAAAGAAAAGGAUGGAUGGACAAGAUCAACGAUACUUUGAAAGAAUCUAUCAUCGAUCGUGGGGAGCUGGAUUGGGAGAUGCACAUUUAUGAAACUCCGCGCGAUCUAUGGCGUGUCCAAGGAAUGGAUGCGCCUCCAGCUUUCUCUGAGGCUGAGAAGGAGUGGAAGGAGAAGAACAAGCCAGUCCCAUAUUAG